Molecule: messenger RNA, 3867 nt
Organism: Bactrocera oleae (olive fruit fly)
Lineage: Eukaryota; Metazoa; Arthropoda; Insecta; Diptera; Tephritidae
Source: RefSeq, a predicted model, not a curated record
AUAAAAAACGUAAAUCAGAGAAAUAACACAAAUAUUAUUAGUUACUCUUAUUAAAUAUAAAAAUGCCUCGAAAGCGGAAAUCGGCGCUGUCAAGAAAUUCUACGCCGGUGCGUAAGGCUAAAGUUACACGAAAUAAAGAAUGUGAAGUUCAAGCAGAGCUGAGAAGGCAACAGCAAGCAGAUCGACAACGUGUUUUGAGAGCAGCUGAAACUUCUCAUCAGGCACGAGUACGUUCGAAAAGACAAGCUAAGCAGCAGGAAGCUAGAAGAGCAACGGAAACGCAAGAACAAUUGCAGGCAAGAAAAAUUAAUGAUGCAGAAGUAAGAACCACGCGUCGUCGUAAUUUAAUAACUAAGAAUUGGUCUGUAUUUAUUGGUACUGGUUUUCAAUAUGAUCCUUUAGAAAUAAUGAUCAGCAUAAAUUUUUGCAGGUGUAUUUUAUGGGUGAUGAGCAAAAUGAAGUAAAUCGUCGUUGCCAGUAUAUAGAUGGAGUAGAAAGAGAAACAACGAAUGUUACACAGUCACAAUGAUUUGGUGAAGAUUUUUAAAAGUGCGAUAGACAACUGGCCUUCAGAUAAUUACAAAGUUGUCAUUCAUGCUGAUCGAACUCCACGUGGUGAACAUGAGAGGCGUUAUAAUGCACCAAUGGUCAAUGAAGUCGCUGUUUUGGUUACUGGUGACCCGUGCUCACCUCAAGACAUAGAGUUACGAGAACAUGAUAAUGCGUUAAAGCGCGUAGCUGAUACUCAUAAAUUUUAUGAUGCUUUGCAGUAUCCAUUAAUUUUCAGUAAAGGUGAAUUAGGAUAUCAUUUCAAUAUUUCAGUCAUCAAUCCGACAACGAACGAGCCAAUUCAAAAUAAAAAAGUUUCCUGUAUGGACUUUUAAGCGUAUUAUAUGAUGCAUCGAGAGCAUGACUUCAAUCUUCUUCUACGUACAAGGCAACUCUUCAAUCAAUGUUUAGUAGAUAUGUAUAUUAAAGUGGAGAGUGAACGUCUUCGUUACAUUUCUCUAAAUCAGAAAAAAUUACGUGCUGAAAAUUACAUACAUCUACAAGAUGCGAUUAACGCAAAUGACAAUAUUAGACCUAAUGACAUUGGCAAAAUGGUUAUUCUGCCAUCCACUUUUGUGAACAGUCCACGUUAUCUGCAUGAGUACACUCAAGACGCAUUUACUUAUGUACGAACUUAUGGAAGGCAUGACCUCUUCGUAACUUUUACCUGUAAUCCUUCGUGGCAGAAUGUAACUCAAGAACUUAUGCCUGGUCAAAAAGCAACUGAUCGUCACGAUAUAGUUGCUCGCGUAUUUCGUUUAAAGGUUCAGAAGUUAAUGAACGUUGUGACAAAAGGAAAAAUUUUUGGAGACGUUGAGUGCCAUAUGUACUCCAUUGAAUGGCAAAAACGAGGUCUACCACAUGUGCACAUAUUGAUUUGGUUAAAACAGAAGCUACUUCCUAAUCAAAUAGACAAAAUAAUUAGCGCUGAAAUUCCAGAUACAGAAGAAGAUAAAAAUCUGUACGACACGGUUAUUAAAAACAUGAUUCACGGUCCCUGUGGAACUCGAAACCCUGCAUCACCUUGCAUGAAAGAUGGCAAGUGUUCAAAAAAAUAUCCUCGAGAACUGAUUAGAGAAACAGUUCAUAGUGAUAAGGGUUACCCGUUAUAUAGACGAAGGGCGCUUGCUGAUGGUGGUAAACAUGUUAACAUUCGGACUCACAGUGCGGAAUUAAAGAGUUUUGAUAUUAGCAGGGUUGUGCCCUAUUCGCCAAUUUUGUGUAAAAUUUUCAACGCACACAUAAAUGUUGAAGCAUGUAAUUAUGUACGUGCGAUUAAGUAUAUAUGCAAGUAUAUCAAUAAAGGAAGUGAUCAGGCAAUCUUCAAUUUGCAUAAUAAAGAUGCUGUGCAGGUCCACAAUGAAAUACAAACCUACCAAGCGGGAAGAUAUGUUAGUAGCAACGAAGCGGCAUGGCGGCUUCUUGGCUUUCCACUGCAUGAAAGAUAUCCUACUGUUAUACAUCUUGCAGUACAUUUAGAAAACGGACAGCGUGUUUUUUUUAAUGACAAUAAUUUUCAAGACAGAGUUUUGUCUCCCCCUGAGACAACACUGACUGCGUUUUUCAAGUUUUGUCAGAAUGAUAAUUUUGCAAAGACAUUAUUGUACUCUGAGGUCCCCCGUUAUUAUAGAUGGAACAACUCAAACAAACAAUGGCAACGUCGCAUUCAAGGUACACCUGUAGAAAAUCAACCUGGGGUUAAAGUAUCAGAUGCUCUUUGUCGUUUCUAUACCGUGCACGUUACAAAUUUCGAAUGCUUUUGUCUGCGUAUGUUAUUGCACCAUGUUAGAGGUCCAAUUAGCUUUGCAGAUCUUAAAAUUGUUAAUGGUCAGAGAUGUCAAACAUACAGAGAAGCAUGUGAGGCAAGAAAAUUGUUAGAAAACGAUAAUCAUUGGGACAAAACUAUGGAGGAAGCCGUACAAUGUCGAUCACCAGAUAGAAUAAGGGAACUUUACGCUACACUUUUAUCAUCUUGCGGUAUUUCUAACCCUCAAACUCUUUGGGAUCAGUACAAAGAAUACAUGGCUGAAGAUAUUUUACAUCAACUUCAGCAAGUACAAACAGAUAUGACUUUCAAUGAAAAUAUUUACAACAAAACGCUAAUUCUAAUUGAAAACAAGGUUUUUACAAUGGUUGGGAAAAACUUAGAUGAUUUUGGAAUGAAAAGUCCUCGAAGAGAUAAUGAGGAUGAUUUUAACAAUGAAAUUGCUCGAGAGCAAAAUUAUGAUUUCAUAGCACUGCAGCAACAAGUUGAAGAAUUAAUCCCUCAUUUACUUCCAGAGCAAGCUCAUGUUUUCCGUCAACUUUUAUAUAGAAUAGAAUCCGGCAAAGGUGGAGUCUUCUUUCUCGAUGCACCAGGAUGAACAGGAAAAACGUUUUUGCUCAACUUAUUAUUAAUGUACAUCAGAAAAAACAGACAAAUAGCAGUUGCAGUAGCUUUUUCGGGUAUUGCAGCAACGCUUUUAAACGGCGGCCAUACGGCACAUUCCGUUUUGAAAUUACCAUUAAAUCUUGCACAGGAAGAUUCACCCAUCUGUAAUUUCAGUAAAAAUAGUUCUCGAGGUAGGAUGCUGCGAGAAUGUAAGCUUUUAGUGUGGGAUGAAUGUACAAUUUCUCACAAAAAGGUUAUAGAAGCUUUAAACAGAACUCUUUAGGACCUGCGAGAUAGUACGGAUAUAAUGGGAGGAAUGGUAGUUUUACUGGCUGGUGAUUUUCGACAAACUCUUCCGGUUAUACAGAGGGGAACACCAGCAGAUGAAAUUCAAGCAUGCUUAAAAUCAUCAAGCUUAUGGUCGAGAGUUGAAAAACUCAGUCUCAAAACGAAUAUGAGAGUGUAUCUUCAUAAUGACGUGGAUUCGGGACUUUGAGUUUUUAAAUUCAUUUGAACUGUCGGGUGUACCAUCACAUAAGCUUAAAUUGAAACUAAAUGUACCAGUGAUGCUUAUGCGAAAUUUAAAUGCUCCUUUGCUAUGUAAUGGAACACGACUUCGGAUAACGAAAUUGGGACAGAACAUACUUGGCGCUACUAUAUUAACAGGUGUUGGUAAAGGAAAAAGUGUGAUCAUACCUCGGAUUCCAAUUAUUCCCACUGACCUUCUAUUCAAAUUUAAAAGAGUUCAGUUUCCCGUCAAGCUUAGCCUUGCCGUAACUAUAAACAAAGCACAAGGGCAAACAUUAAAAGUGGCAGGAGUGCAUUUAGAAAAGUCAUGCUUUUCACAUGGUCAACUAUAUGUAGCCUGUUCGCGUGUAUCUAAUGCCCGAAAUUUACACAUAUUUGCACCAAACGGAAAAACGUAUAAUAUAGUUUAUAAAAAUAUA